AUAAAUUUUUACACCGCAAGAUAUUAAACUCUUCUAUAUAUUAGAGUUACAAACAGAGAUUCAUCACAAAACCAUCCAACAUGGAUCUUCAAAUCAUAUGCUUCACGUCCAUUUUCUCCCUUCUCAUGUUUGUGUUUAUAGCAAACAAAAUACUAACCAAGAAAUCUGAGUCAUCAGCUCAAAAUUUGCCACCAGGUCCAUUGAAGUUACCUAUCAUAGGAAACAUACACAACCUUAUUGGUUCACUUCCUCAUCAUAGGCUAAGAGAUUUAUCAACAAAAUAUGGACCAUUAAUGCAUCUAAAGCUUGGAGAAGUUUCUACUAUUGUGGUUUCAUCAGCUGAAUAUGCAAAAGAAGUGAUGAAAAACCAUGAUCUUGUCUUUGCAUCAAGGCCUCCAAUCCAAGCUUCAAAGAUCAUGAGUUAUGAUUCUCUUGGUUUAGCUUUUGCACCUUAUGGUGAUUAUUGGAGAAACCUUAGAAAAAUUUGUACACUUGAGCUAUUAAGUUCAAAACGUGUCCAAUCUUUUCAACCAAUUAGAAGUGAAGAGGUAACUAAUCUAAUCAAGUGGAUAUCUUCUAAAGAAGGAUCACAAAUCAAUUUUACCAAAGAAGUUUUUUCAACAAUUUCUACAAUCACUUCAAGGACAGCCUUUGGGAAAAAGUGUAAAGAAAAUCAGAAAUUCAUAUCUAUUGUAAGGGAUGCUAUUAAGAUUGCUGGUGGUUUUGAUUUGGGAGAUUUGUACCCUUCUUGUAGAUUGCUUCAAAAUAUAUCUGGAUUGAAGCCUAAGCUUGAAAAGUUACACAAACAAGCUGAUUUGAUUAUGCAAAAUAUUAUUGAUGAACAUAGGGAGGUUAAUAAAUCAAGGGUUAAUGAAAAUCAGGGUGAAGAAGUGGAGGAAGAUCUUGUAGAUGUGCUCUUGAAGCAGGACGGUUUGAAUGAUAAUAGUGUCAAGGCUGUGAUCUUGGAUAUGUAUGGAGGUGGAAGUGAGACAUCAGCUACAACCAUAACAUGGGCAAUGGCAGAGAUGAUUAAAAAUCCCAAAAUAAUGGAGAAAGUACAAGCUGAAGUAAGAGAGGUAUUUGAUAAAGAAAGAAACCCUAAUGAAAGUGACAUGGAGAAAUUAACAUACUUAAAAUAUGUUGUGAAAGAGACAUUGAGAUUGCACCCUCCUGCUGCAUUUUUGCUUCCAAGAGAAUGUGGACAAGCAUGUGAAAUAAAUGGGUAUGAUAUACCUUUUAAAAGCAAAGUGAUAGUGAAUGCUUGGGCCAUUGGAAGAGAUCCAAAUCAUUGGGAUGACCCAGAGAGAUUUUAUCCUGAAAGGUUUAUUGAAAGUUGUGUAGAUUAUAAGGGAAAUAAUUUUGAGUUCAUUCCAUUUGGUGCUGGAAGAAGAAUGUGUCCGGGAGUAACAUUUGGUUUGGUCAAUGUUGAGUACCCACUUGCAUUGUUGAUGUAUCACUUUGAUUGGAAACUUCCCAAUGAGAUGAAAAAUGAAGAUUUGGACAUGAGUGAAACUUUUGGAUCAGCGGUUACUCGAAAAGACGAUUUAUACCUUAUUCCAGUCAUGUAUCAUCCUUAGCUUAAUUCACAUGUUAAAUGUAAGUGACAUCUAGUUCACAAAUCGUUUGAUUUAUGUAAACAUCGUUGUGGUAAUAAUCGUAAUACUAAAGAAUAGAUGGCUUCAAGAAUUUCAUAAUAUCUAACAUAUUUAGGGAAGGGAACCAUUGUGCCGAUAAAUUUUAGUUUGCCUAUUAAUAGCUUUACAUGGUCUAAUACUCCUAAUGUUAUCAUUGAAGUCCUUGUGAAAAACAAGCUUGAUCUUCCAUUUUAUAUAUUUUGUUAGCCUUGAGGGUUAGGUUUGGGCCCUCUUUUGUAUU
Molecule: messenger RNA, 1875 nt
Organism: Medicago truncatula (barrel medic)
Lineage: Eukaryota; Viridiplantae; Streptophyta; Magnoliopsida; Fabales; Fabaceae
Product: cytochrome P450 71D9
Exons: 2
Coding region: 81-1577 (498 amino acids)
Molecular function (GO): monooxygenase activity; iron ion binding; heme binding
Source: RefSeq, a predicted model, not a curated record